Messenger RNA from Cyclocybe aegerita, 585 nucleotides. The record is from the annotation of a GenBank genome assembly. Lineage: Eukaryota; Fungi; Basidiomycota; Agaricomycetes; Agaricales; Hemipholiotaceae.
AUGAAAUUCAGCAUUCUCACAGCGCUUGCUCUCGCUGCUGUAAGCGUCCAAGCCCAGGUCCAAGGCGCCAGCAAGAACGUUGCUCUUUCAAACAGCCGCCCUGCUGGAAGAACCGCCGCAAACACGAAUGCUGCUCCUCCUAAGUACGCAUCCUCCCGUUCUCCUGGGGUAACAUCCACUGUGUCGAAGCCUCCACGGGACAACGGCACAUCUUCGGGCGAUGGCCAAACCUCUGGGGUCAGCUUCGGAGUAUUUACCUUCACGGACGUAACCCCUGUCGGUGCAGGUCCGGCAAAUGGGCCCACCUCCGCUGGAUACACGAUCCCUCAGUACACGGAAGGUGUCAGGCAAAGUGCUAUCUGGAACUACGAUCGCGCUACGCAGACUGUCAAGCCUGUCUGGAUCAACCCGGAUGGCUCAGCUCUGAACAUUACUAUUCACUAUGAUGCUCGUGAAUCCGGCUUCUUCUUCACCGGCGACCCAGACGCCUAUGCCGCUAAGUAUGGCGUUGAUUUCAUUGAAUGCAUGCGGUCGAUACGCUUGCAGACCCUCACCUUUGUGCCUAUCCCAUGGACCGUGGCUUGA